Molecule: messenger RNA, 798 nt
Organism: Echinococcus granulosus
Lineage: Eukaryota; Metazoa; Platyhelminthes; Cestoda; Cyclophyllidea; Taeniidae
Product: Methyltransferase-like protein 2
Exons: 5
Coding region: 1-798 (265 amino acids)
Molecular function (GO): tRNA (cytidine-N3)-methyltransferase activity
Source: RefSeq, a predicted model, not a curated record
AUGUUAGAUCUAUUAGGGCCACUCCUGCUUCUGAGUUUCAAGGUCGCACGCGUGGAUGAUGUCAUCCUUCGGGAUGAUUAUGAAUGGACAGAAGAGAUGGAACGGGAGGCACGAGCCGCAGUGGACAUUUUGUCUGUGAUUACUCUGUCAGAGGAGGAGAGAGAACGUUUUAUUGUCAAUGCAUCAACAUACUGGGACAAAUUUUAUGACAAACACGAGGCCAGAUUCUUUAGGAAUCGAAAGUGGCUUCCUCGCGAGUUUGUUGAACUCAUUGAUGGGUCACUCUGUUCUGGUCCAUUCCUCUCUGGUCCUCCUUCAUUUCCUGGGAAAAACAGUAGAUUCCGCGUCCUCGAAGUCGGUAGUGGUCCUGGCAACUCAGUUGUACCAAUCCUUGAAAACCGGUGGCGUGGAGAAGAUGAGACAUUUGUCUACGCCUGUGAUUUUUCCGAGAAAGCGGUAUCAUUGGUUAGAUCCUCUCCCUCGUACAACCCCCAAUACUGCCUUGCUUUUCAACAGGAUAUUUCCAAACCGAAUCUAACCUGGCCAUUCCCUCCAGAAUGUAUUGAUGCUAUUUGCUGCAUAUUUGUCCUCUCUGCCAUCAGUCCCGACAGGAACCUCUACACCUGUUUACGACCAGGCGGAGUCAUAUUUUUCAGGGAUUACGGUCUGUACGACUUAUCGCAGAUACGAGUGAAGCAAGGGAGAUGUAUCGGGCGAAAUUUCUACACCCGAGGAGAUGGCACUUGUGCCUACUUUUUUGAACAAGGUAAUUCACAGAUACAAAGAUGCAUUCUCUAG